This is a messenger RNA of Ciona intestinalis (vase tunicate), 1969 nucleotides long. The record is from RefSeq and is a predicted model, not a curated record. Lineage: Eukaryota; Metazoa; Chordata; Ascidiacea; Phlebobranchia; Cionidae.
AAAGUUUUAGAUAAAAGUUCAAGUUAGUAGACCGCACAGUAUUUGCUUUGACGAUUUAUUAUACCCUAAAGUUAGAUAAUUUAUGAAGAAUUUAUUUAAAACGACGGGGAAAUCCAAAGUAACGCUCUGUUAAACUUGCGUAGUAAACAGAAAUGCCAGGUGUAAAAUAUCGUUGGUCGUUUUGUCCAGGCAACCGAACCGUAUGCUGCUGUUGCAGUGUGAGGACAGGGGCCUCUGUGAUUGGAUGGUUUAAUUUCGUGGUAAACUCCCUCUACGUUGGAAUGCUGGUGUUUGCGCUGGCAAGGAUUAAGGAAGAUAUACACAACCAUAUGCAGUUGUUUCAGCAACAAAACAGGAGUAUGGUUGCGCAGCAGGACCCGACAAAUCAGCAAGGAGUCGAUUCACAUCAUCUCACUGUUCGGCAAGCAGCACCACUGCCGACAGGGAUACCAUUUCUACAACCCACGCAAUCUUUAUUUACCACACCGGCACCAUUAGGCACCACGCUACCACCAACAGACACCACACCGCCACCUUUAGGCACCACGCCACCAUUGGGCACCACGCCACCAUUAGGCACCACGCUGCCACCAUUAGGCACCACGCUGCCACCAACAGACACCACACCGCCACCUUUAGGCACCCUGCCACCAUUAGGCACCACGCUGCCACCAUUAGGCACCUCGCUGCCACCAUUAGGCACCACGCUGCCACCAUUAGGCACCACGCUGCCACCAUUAGGCACCACGCUGCUACCAUUAGGCACCACGCUGCCACCAUUAGGCACCACGCUGCCACCAUUAGGUACCACCUCACCAUUAGGCACCACGUCACCAUUAGGCACCACACCGCCACCAACAGACGCCACACUGCCACCAACAGACACCACAACGCCACCAUCAGACACCACAACGCCACCAACAGACACCACACUGCCACCAACAGACACCACAACGCCACCAACAGACACCACACUAUCGCCAACCACGCCACAUCCGCCAACAAUAGCCGCCACACACACACCAACAUCAACAACAAUAGUUGUCCCACUUUCCCCACCAUGCAAAGACGGAGACCCUGCCUCGUGCCAAUGCGGGAUAGAAAAAUUCUUUCACAUCUUUUCGUCAGAGGCAUGCCCGAACCACGAAAAUAUUUACAACCGAUGUAUCUGUGAACUUAUGAUACUUUCAAACGGGCCGAUCCCGAUGUUGUAUUCAAGCACCGCAAUACCAGCAAUAAUGAUCGUUCUCAGUAUUUUAUGGCUCACUGUGGUGGAAUCGCGCGUACCAAGCUAUACUGCGUGGGUUGGCUUCUUGUACAUGACCUGCAUCGUGGUACAACCGUUGGUACAACUCGGAUUCCUCGUUUAUGCAAACAAAAAGUUUACAGACGCCUCUAUAAAGUCGCUCAACAACGUAGUAUGGGCGGUAUUUGCUCUUUACGCUGCAACCAAUGUUUACUUUUUCCCAACCAUGUACAAAUACGUCAAACUUCGUAAACGGGAAUUCUACCAAGGGCUUGAUCAAGGUUUGUUGACGUCAGAAAGAAACCCACAAUCCACGAGAACAAUGGAUGUAUAUCUAGAAGACGCUUUUGCCAUCGAUGACGACAUAAAUCAAGACCGAAUCACUUAUACUAAAACUGAUUAUGGCGGUACAGAUGAAGGCAACGUGGUUGAGUUCGAUUUUUUGUCAAAACAAAGAGCAUCAUCAUCUGAACCUCAGCCCCAUGACGUGUUCACAUGACGUCACAAUUCGAUGACGUAGGAUCCAGCACUCGAAACGGGAAACACUUUUCAUUGUUUUAAUGGCAAUCCUGUUACGUGAACGUAACAAUCGGUUAUUGUGUUUAAUUGUUUAAAUUAUUCUGUGUUUCGUGACAAUCUUAAUUUAUACGUCAUAAUUAAGGGGUACAAAGGUUGGAAAACAUCGCGAAUUAUGAAGCUUCGAAUUAAAAGUAUCGAGUUUUA